AUUAUUUUCCUUAGAGAAACAAAUCCAAUACUAUUCAAACAAUAAAUAACUAAAGGAUGUUAAGUUCAUAGGUUAAAAUCUCGGUACGACCACUGGGUGAAAAGUAAAAACUAAAAGAAAUACAAAGAAAAGAGAAGGAAAAAAAGAAACUAACUGAAAAAACAAGUAAAUAGUGAGCAGUUCCUACUGCAUCGCAUGGAAGAUGCGAGGAAGCUAGCAAAAACCAAACAGUAAUGAUCUUGACAUGAUCCCCACUUUGCCAAGCUACCAGCUACAUAAUUCCCCUCUCUCAAGGUAUGCUGGAAAAUGAGAAACCAAUCUUUAGCAAUGAAUUGUGUUUGAAUUUGUGAACUUAUACUGCCCACCUGCUGCUUGAUAAAAAGACUAAAGCAGAAUUUUAGAACUUAUAUCUGCAAUUGCAUAGUGUAUCAUGUCACCUUUGAACAAGAAAAACAUAGCAAGCAAAAUAACCAAUCUCCAUCAUCUUAGGCAGCUCCAUGCACAACUAGUCCUCCACUCCCAGCACCACCACAACCACUGGGUGGCACUUCUCCUUACCCAAUGCACGCACCUCCUUGCACCCUCAAACUACACCUCCCACAUUUUUCGUGCAGCGACAUAUCCUAAUGUACAUGUCUUCACCUGCAUGCUCAAAUAUUACUCCCGAAUUGGUGCUACCACACAAGUAGUAGUUUCUCUCUUUAAACAUAUGCAAUACUAUAAUGACAUUAAGCCGUAUACAUCGUUUUACCCAGUCUUGAUAAAAUCUGCUGGAAAGGCAGGCAUGUUACUUCAUGCUUAUCUACUGAAAUUGGGACAUAGUCACGAUCAUCAUGUUCGAAAUGCAAUUAUGGGUAUCUAUGCCAAGUAUGGAUGUAUUGAGCUUGCCAGGAAACUAUUUGAUGAAAUGCCUGAUAGGACUGCUGCAGAUUGGAAUGUCAUAAUCUCUGGAUACUGGAAGUGCGGGAACGAAAAGGAAGCAACUAGACUUUUUUGCAUGAUGGGAGAGUCGGAAAAGAAUGUUAUUACUUGGACCACCAUGGUUACUGGACAUGCGAAGAUGAGGAAUUUGGAGACUGCGAGGAUGUAUUUUGAUGAGAUGCCAGAAAGAAGAGUGGCAUCUUGGAAUGCAAUGCUAUCAGGAUAUGCUCAAAGUGGAGCGGCACAAGAGACUGUAAGAUUGUUCGAUGACAUGCUAAGCUCUGGAAAUGAACCAGAUGAAACAACAUGGGUAACUGUCCUGUCAUCUUGCUCGUCUCUUGGUGAUCCUUGCCUUGCCGAGUCAAUUGUCAGAAAGCUGGACCGAAUGAACUUUCGUUCAAAUUAUUUUGUCAAGACAGCUCUGCUUGAUAUGCAUGCAAAGUGCGGAAACCUUGAGGUAGCUCAGAAGAUUUUUGAGCAAUUGGGUGUGUAUAAGAAUUCUGUCACAUGGAAUGCCAUGAUUUCUGCUUAUGCAAGAGUAGGUGAUUUAUCUUUGGCAAGUGACCUUUUUAAUAAGAUGCCAGAAAGGAAUACUGUCUCCUGGAAUUCAAUGAUUGCUGGCUAUGCUCAAAAUGGCGAGUCAUUAAAGGCAAUCCAGCUGUUCAAGGAAAUGAUCUCUAGUAAAGAUUCAAAACCAGAUGAGGUGACUAUGGUGAGUGUUUUUUCUGCAUGUGGGCACCUUGGAAGACUAGGUUUAGGCAAUUGGGCUGUCAGCAUCCUCCAUGAAAAUCACAUCAAGCUUAGCAUCUCAGGAUACAAUUCUUUGAUUUUCAUGUACUUGAGAUGUGGGAGUAUGGAAGAUGCUAGAAUAAUAUUUCAAGAAAUGGCAACCAAAGAUUUAGUUUCCUAUAACACAUUGAUUUCCGGGCUAGCAGCCCAUGGGCAUGGAACUGAAAGCAUCAAGCUAAUGUCAAAAAUGAAAGAAGAUGGUAUUGGACCAGACCGCAUAACAUAUAUCGGUGUGUUAACUGCAUGCAGUCAUGCAGGAUUAUUGGAAGAGGGUUGGAAAGUUUUUGAAUCAAUCAAAGUCCCUGAUGUAGACCACUAUGCAUGUAUGAUUGACAUGCUAGGUCGAGUUGGUAAAUUAGAAGAAGCUGUGAAAUUGAUUCAGAGCAUGCCAAUGGAGCCCCAUGCUGGAAUUUAUGGAUCUCUUUUAAAUGCUACCAGCAUCCAUAAACAAGUUGAACUUGGGGAACUUGCUGCAGCUAAACUGUUCAAGGUUGAACCACAUAAUUCAGGCAAUUACGUGUUGCUUUCUAACAUAUAUGCUUUGGCUGGUAGGUGGAAAGAUGUUGACAAAGUUAGGGAUAAAAUGAGAAAACAGGGAGUGAAAAAAACGACUGCCAUGAGCUGGGUAGAGCAUAACUCAUAAGUUCAUUGUGGAAAACCGCCCACAUGAAAAGUCAAAUAUCUAUAAUCUACUAGCACAUCUCAAGGUUAAAUUGAGGAGGGCAGGAUAUGUAAUUGAUAAAAUCUGGGUACUGAGGAUGUUGAAUAAGAAGAAAAGAUCAGUAAUAAGAGAAUGGGAAAGUUUAAGGAUGUGUCCAGACCACCAUAAAAGCAUCAAGGUGAUAUCAAGUUACAAGGAAGAAAGAUAAUUGUCUAGGAUGAUACCAGAUUUCACUGCCUCAGCUAGGCCAUGUUGUUCUUGCAAAGAUUACUUGUAAGUUGGAUUGUUCUGUCCUGGGAAAUAAAGUUUCUGGAAUAUGUGAAGAUGGAUAAUCCAUAUGAUGGUGAAGACUUCAUCAUGGAUGAAGUGGACUAGAACUUGAGAACUACAAGGAACUUUUUGGGAUGGCUCUGAUCGUGAGGGUGUGUUUGAUUUAGAAAAUGAAAAUAAAAAAGAUAAAAGUAAUUUUUUUUUAAUUAAAGUAGAGUGUAAGAGGUAUGAAACCCACACAAUUUUUUUUUUUAUUUCAUUCCUCUCCCCCUCAACCAAACACACCCUGGAUCACUCUGAAGAGCUUUUUGACAAUGGUGGAAUUGAUUGCUUAUUUGAGACAAAGGACUUGUCUGCUAGUGAUGGUGAUUCCCAAUGUCAGGGUGCUGUUGCCGCUGAGGAACUCAAAUCUCACCAUCCUUUCCUGUGAUUAGAUUGUUUUUUCUAUUAUUGUUAUUGGAGCAUCAUCUGUUAUAUUCCAUAUAAUAAAGCCAUGGUUUUUUGUUGUUGAGCUGUGCAUCUCUGAAUUUUUAUGUGAUUAAUUUUUUUUCAUUUUUCAA
This is a messenger RNA of Glycine soja, 3201 nucleotides long. RefSeq names its product pentatricopeptide repeat-containing protein At1g14470. Gene Ontology annotation, molecular function: RNA binding; protein binding. The transcript is spliced from 2 exons. NCBI's taxonomy places the organism in Eukaryota, Viridiplantae, Streptophyta, Magnoliopsida, Fabales, Fabaceae. Gene Ontology annotation, biological process: RNA modification. The coding region runs from base 431 to 2353 and encodes 640 amino acids. The record is from RefSeq and is a predicted model, not a curated record.